AUGGUUCGCUCACAAAUCCUCUCUCAAGUACGAUGUCUUCCAAGACAAUGGUCCAACAGGGCAUUUUCUGCGACAUCAUCAUCCCUCGAUCGAUGGAGUGAUGUAGUAAGCCGUACCCAGAAAACUCUUCAGGUUACCGAGAUAGCUGUUUCAGAUCUGGAGAAUGAGCUCUCAGGAGACUCUCCUUCAAGCUCGUUGGACUCGCCCGUAGUUAUUGAUGUUAGAGAAGCAACCGAGUGGAAGCUUGGAAAGAUCCCUCAUGCUAUCUGUCUUUCGCGUGGAGUGUUAGAGCUAAAGAUAGAAAAGGUUGUUCCAGUGGACUCUCAAAGACCAAUCGUAUUGUAUUGUGCAGGUGGCUAUCGCAGUAUCAUGGCUGCAGAGGCUCUAGUGCGCAUGGGUUACAACAAGGACCUUCUGCGCAGUCUCAAGGGGGGUUUUGGUGCAUGGUGCAAAAAAGGCUAUGCAGUUGAAGGCAACUAA
Molecule: messenger RNA, 480 nt
Organism: Phycomyces blakesleeanus NRRL 1555(-)
Lineage: Eukaryota; Fungi; Mucoromycota; Mucoromycetes; Mucorales; Phycomycetaceae
Exons: 3
Coding region: 1-480 (159 amino acids)
Molecular function (GO): thiosulfate-cyanide sulfurtransferase activity
Source: RefSeq, a predicted model, not a curated record